AUGGAGGUGGUGACAGGGGUUGGACCAACAGUGGUCUCAACUGCUUAUUCAUGGCUACAGAAAGAGAUGGGACCAGAAACAGACCCGGUCAUCAUUGUCAGAUUCAUCGGCUCCACAGACUUCUCUACUGACCUUCGCACCCUGCUACAGAGCAUCUGUGAGCAGAUUGCCAUCAACUAUCGGUGCCUGAUCCACUUCUUACCUAACAAGAUCCAGGAGAUGAGGGAAUUGCUAGUAAAUUUGCUUGGGGAGUCAUCAUUUCACCGACCUCUUGUCAUCAUUUUGGAUGCCUUGGAGCAGUUGGCGGAUGUUGACGAGGCCCGAAAGUUGUGGUGGCUGCCUGUCCACCUGCCACAUACAGUCCGAAUUGUAGUGUCCACCCUACCCAACAAGCAUGGGAUACUCCAGAAAUUACAUUGCUUGAUACAUGACGAGGAUGCCUAUGUUGAACUGAUGCAAAAAGAUCGCAAAGCUUGCAGUCAGACACUUAAACAGCAGCUUCUAAGUGUCAAACGGAAGGUGACCUCAGGCCAACAGAUAUAUGUGAAUGAAGCAAUGGCAAAAUGUACACUCCCCAUGUUUGUCAACCUCAUCUACCGAGAGGUAGUUCACUGGCGGUCACACAAGGAUGUGGAUGACAAAUCAUUGAGUUCUACAGUACACGAAAGCAUUGAGCAGCUUUUCUACACUACUGAAAACAAGCUUGGCUCACACUUUGUCUGUCGGGCACUGGGCUACAUUACAAUGGCACGGGCAGGCCUGACAGAGCUGGAGCUAGAGGAUAUCUUAUCUUUGGACAACAGUGUCCUUGGGGACAUCAUAGUGAGCUCUAAUCUUAAAAGCCCGUUGCGUAUUUCUUAUGAUUUCAUAGCCAGUCUAAAAGAAGAACUAGAAGGUUAUUUAGUAGAGCGUCAAGUCCAUAGUGUAACACUGAUGGCGUGGGCAAAUCGCCACCUGCAUCUUAUAGCACAAAAGCUAUACCUUAGUAAUGAAGAAGAUGUACAUCAAAUGCAUAGCCUUUUGGCUGAGUACUUCCUUGGAGCAUGGGCAGGUGGUAGAAAGAAGAUAUUCCAUUGUGACAAUAAUCACUUCGCCUCCCUGAAUAUCUCACACCAUCGAAACCCUCAUCACCAGCAGAGCCUUCAUGGCCAUGACAAAGCUUCUGCUGACAAGCACUCUUAUGACAGACAGACACCCGAACAACCCUGGGUGUUCCAGUGUAACUUACUAGAGCCGGACAUCUUCUUUGUCAACCACCGAAAGAUGAUGGAGCUGAAAUACCACCUGACAAGAAGUGGCCGAACAGAUGAUCUCAUAUAUGGUGUCAUCAUGAACUUCAGCUGGCUCUACACUAUGAUAAAGAUUGGGCAGUUUGACAAGGCCCUGUCAGAUAUUGACCUAGCUUACAGCUUCACGCAAGAAAAGGAACUAAAAUUUCUUGCAACUAUGCUCCGCAGUAUAAAGCUUAAAGUGACAAAGAAUCCUGCAUCACUGUCUGCUGAACUACAGCAAAGACUCCUUCCAGUUGUCACAUCUCUUCCCAAGCUCAGACACCUCCUUCUUGAAUGUGACAAGGAUGGUCCUAAAUACUGCUCCAUUGUGCCACUGCACUCUUCCAUGGAUGUCACCUACAGUCCAGAGAGAUUGCCACUCUGUUCUAGCUACAUGCAAAUAGUGGAGAUUCUACCUACAUUAGCUCCAAACAUAGUCAUUGUGGCCCUCGAAGAUGGAUCUGUCAGCACAUGGGAUGUUGAGAGUAGACAGUUGAUAAGACAGAUAGACACAGCGAGGUCGGUUGUUCUUGGCAUCAGGCUAACCUCAGAUGAGAAGUAUCUGGUAGUGGCAACCACAAAAAACACACUUCUAAUUUAUGACAACCACAAAUCCUGCUUGUUGUCGGAGGUGGAAGUGAAAGGGUCCACGAACUGUGGUAUCACUGGUGGGGUAGCGUUCAUCAAUGGAUUCACCUUGUCCAGCCACCAUGCCUUAGCUUGGCUGGAGGCAAGCAAAGACGUCAUUGUGAUUGAUUUGCUCUAUGGUUGGCCAUUGUAUCAGUUCCAUUGCUGGUAUGAGGUAACCUGUGUCCAAUGUUCCCCAGAUGGAAUGUAUGCUUUCUGUGGACAGUAUCUCAACACAACCACCAUAUUCCACCUUGGUAGUGGGGACAAGCUUGCUACAAUGACUUCUGAGUUCUCUGGUGGAUUUGUUAAGUCCAUCCUGAUUCUAGAUACAAUCCAUCAAAUGGUGAUGAUCGACAAUGAGGGCAGUCUAUCCGUCUGGAACACCAAAGAUAUCACAAAUCCCAAGCUGAUGGAGGAUUAUGACUGCAGAGUAGAUGAGACCGAAGUGGUGGGCAUAGAACUCUCUGAGGAUCAGCGAUCCAUCCUCAUCUGCAAAGCGAGAAGCAUUGAGGUGCUGGACACCAAGAUUUGGAAAAUGGCAGAGAAGUUCAAGGCUAAGCGUAGCGAAAAGUUUGUAGCGGCCGUUCUCUCCAAGAAUAGCCAAAGCAUAAUAGCUUCCAUGGAGAACACAUCAUCCAUAUUUGUGUGGAGAAGAGACAGUGGACAGUGCAUGGCCAGCUUGAUAGAGAUAUCUGGAGCCAUUGUAAAAUUGAGCAAAUCAACACACCAUAACUUGCUGCUGUCUGUAGCCAGCAGCGGAGUACUUUCCGUGUGGGACAUUGACAUUAUAACAGCCAUGUCGAACAUUGAUAAAACUGGGAAACCUAUCCAAAGUCUGCAGCUGUCUGGCAGAGAGGAUUUUGUGUACACCAUGGAUGGGUCAGAGGUCAUUCAUAAGUGGAACUACAGCACAGGUUUCAUUGAGAUGGUGUUCAAGCAUGAAGGCCUUGUUGAAAACUGUGUCUUGACAACAUCGGGUGACCUAAUGGUGACAUCUGAUGAUAAAAGUAGUCAGUACAUCUGGAAUACAACCACAGGUGAAAAUAUAUUCCGUAUCAAUGGUCAGAGGAUCUCACAGCUUCUCAUCACACACAAUGACCAGUUUGUAGUGUCCCUUUGCGAGCAGAAUGCCUCCCGCGUUUGGAGGCUUGCUACUGGUCACAAGGUGUGCAACAUUCUUGUAACACUCCAGCAUGCCCUCAUUACCACAGCAAACACAUUUCUUGUGGGAACCAACAUGAAUAAACUGUUGGCUGUUAGCUUGUGGUCAGGCAGUGUAUCCAAAAAGUUUAUCUGUGAUGAUGGGAUCACAAUUAUUAACUUCAAAUUAGUUCCUGACACUCCAGAUUAUGUCGUCUUCAUCACCUCCACAGAAACAGUUUUCAUCUGGAGUGUUGCCGACGAGUCUGUGUGUAGGCGGGUGCAGCUGCCUAGCAACUUUUUGAAGAACCUGGAAGAUUUCCAAAUAUCACCAAAUGGGAAAUUGGGCAUUGUGUUGAAAGGUGAUGAGAACAUUAAUGUCCUAGACCUACACAGUGGUAAACUGCGUCUUGUACAUGCUGCUGGCAUAAUCUGGCGUCAAAAUCUCUCACGAGAUGGACGCUACUUAGUGUACAUCUGUUUCCAGAAUUGCGAUGAAGAUGAUGAUGCAGGUGUGAUUUCUAGUCUGAUCGUCAUGAGAUUGGCAGAUGGUAAGAGCAUCGGGACCUGUUCCCUCUACAAAACGGCAACCUAUCUGUGCCUAUCACAGCGAGCACUUAACAUAAUUGUGGGAUUUGAGGAUGGCAGCAUUGGCACCUACACAGUUGUAGACCGUGUAGAUGCCACUCUGAAAAUCAAGAUAGCCACCUCAAACAGUCGCCAAAUAGUUAACAAUGCCUCACAGAAAGUACGACCUAAGUGUAGCACCAAUGCCUUCAAGACCAUUGCUGACUGUGUGUGGAGAGAAUCCACUGAGGUCUUCUCUCGGGAUAGUCCUAUCAACGUCUCUGACAGUGGAGAGCCAGAGUCAACAACACCCACAAAGAAAACUGAACUGCUGCAAUGAAAGCGCACUGACAGGCAUGAAGGAACAAGGCCAUGUAUGGAUACAGGUGAUUAUUGUUUACAGCAACUUUGAUUCAGCUGCACAGAUCAGUUAUCAGAUAAUAGCAACUGACCAAUUGCUAUUAAGCUGAACUUAAUCUGCAGUCAGUCACCUUGAUUUAUUUUAUCCAUCAUCAAUUUACUGUCAAAUGUAUACACUGGAUUUACUAGUAACGUACUGGAUUUAAGUACUAAGGAAAAAUGUGAUUUAUUGGAAAAGCCAAUCCAUUCGGCUUUAUAUGUCCUUCCUUCUCAUGUAUGAGCCAAUGUGGCCAAAUAGUUCAGAUUUUAUAUGAGUUUAGUCAAAUCAAGCCAUAACGUUACUUUAUACAGAAGCAUACAGAAAUGUAAAAUAUUUGUAGCCAUACAAGUUGCUGCCAUUUUUUUUUUAAUACUCAUUUGUGUCUGUUUAUUAACGUCCUCUAGUACUGUACUAAAAUGUAAACGUAUGUACAUGUGUACAUAUGUACUUUGGCUGCUGCAGUUUGUGCAACUACUUAAAUAUAUGUUAUGUUGUGCUAAAUGCAAUCAAAGUGAGUGCCUGGAUUUUUUUAUUUUCUUUGUUACAGAAACUGAUGAAGAAAAAAUUGCAGGGAAUUUCUAAACAAAAAUACAUUGAUACAAAUAUUCAUCAUUAUGGUUCAGCAUUCAAUUCAUACAAAAUUGGCUUACAGAAUCUAAAUGAGGAUUAUUGGAAAGUACAUUUCAGUAUUCAGGUAUUCAGAAAAUUGUCUGAAGUCAUUAUAAGCUUCUUAGUCAUUUCAGAAUGCAUUCCAGACUUUCUCUAACAAAAAUGGCAUGGAUGUCCAUGAAUCCAUGUGUGGAAUUUGCUCUAAAUGACAGACAGAAUUAAACCCAUCCUCAUAUAUUUAAUUCUAAAACUGAUACUGAGAAGGUCAUCUUCUGACUCGACUAAAUCCUAAAGAUGAAUAGUUACUUUUAAAGAAUGUGAAAUUCUCUGGCAUGUCACAAAAGAAAUUAGUUUCAAUAAAACAAUCAGCCAUGCCCCAUCCAAACUCUUCUCUCCAUAACUCGAGGGCUAUUCCGUCGAAUUGUAUGUUUACCUCUGGAAAUACUGACACAUAGGCCCAUUUACAGCCCAAAACCUGUAGCAGUAUUGGUGUGAUUAGCUUCUCCCACUGAAGUGUUUAAAACAUACAGAUAUUGUACAAUAUUUGCCAAAGUUGUGUUUAUUUUUUAAUUAAUUAUUAUUAUUUGUUUUCAGAAUGUUAAAUGGUGUUGUUUGUGACCCUUCUUGUUACUUUUCUGGACUUUUCUGGCCUUGUUGUUUUUUCUAGCACAACUUAUCAUGAGAACAUGCAUUAUCUUUGCUAAGAUACUGAUGAAGUCCAUUGCUAUUAUAUUGGAAUGCCAGUUUUAGAGUAUAUUUGAAUGUGUCGAUAUGAGAGCAGUUGAACAGUAUAUUAAAUGUUAUGUAACUUGAAUGACUUUUAACUACGUUUGCAAAACAUAGUUCACAUACUGGUAUUGAAUGUGUUUAUUCUAUUAUUUGUAUUGUCAAGAUUGAAGAUCCCUGUUUAGAGAUAUAUAUAUAUUUUCAUAAAUGUUGUACUUACAUUUUGUUACAAAGUUGUUUAUGUAUUCUAGAAAAAAAAUAGCAGAAAAUGUGUCUGAAAGCAAUAUGACUUGAUGUGUAUGCAUUC
Carassius auratus (goldfish) is the source of this 5650-nucleotide messenger RNA. RefSeq names its product NACHT and WD repeat domain-containing protein 2-like. The coding region runs from base 1 to 3948 and encodes 1315 amino acids. NCBI's taxonomy places the organism in Eukaryota, Metazoa, Chordata, Actinopteri, Cypriniformes, Cyprinidae. The transcript is spliced from 2 exons. The record is from RefSeq and is a predicted model, not a curated record. Gene Ontology annotation, molecular function: protein binding.